AUGCCAUGCAAAAUGCAUAAGAGCAAUUACACUGCACUUGUUCACUUGAUUUCACUUAUUGCUAUUUUUCUUUAUACUGAAUCACGUUUCACUUUCACGCAAGGAGUUGGAGCCCAGAACACAACAGUAAGGUGUUUGGAGAGGGAGAGAGAAGCUCUUCUAGAGCUCAAGAAAGGGCUUUUGGAUGAACAUGGCGUUCUCUCUUCAUGGGGAAGUGAGGAUCACAAAAAAGAAUGCUGCAAAUGGUGGGGGGUUCGUUGCAGCAAAUACACCGGCCAUGUAACUGUUCUUGAUCUUCACUGCCCUGUCGAUCAUGGCUUUCCGGUUCAGAUGCCUCUGAGCGGAAAGGUUAGUCCUUCUUUGCUUCAAUUGGGGCAUUUGGGAUAUCUUGAUCUUAGUUACAAUGAUUUCCAGGGAGAUAACAUCCCAGACUUCAUUGGUUCCCUCCAUAGUUUAAGAGUCUUGAAUCUCAAUUCUGCUAUGUUUUCUGGUAAAGUCCCAAAUCAGCUUGGGAAUCUUACCAAUCUCCAAGUUCUUGAUCUGAGUGAAAAUGACUUUCUUCCAAUCUCAAAUCUUGACUUCCUCUCUCAUCUCUCUUCCCUAAAAUACAUUGAUCUCACUGCCCUUCGUUUUGAAUUGAGAGAAUUUGUGAAAACAAGUGUCACCCUCCCUAUCUCCCUUGAGGAACUGAAACUCUCUUUUUGCAGACUCUCUGAUCUUACACCUUUCUACCCUAAUUCUUCUUCUUCAAACUCUCUUUCAGUGGUUGACUUGUCACUUAACAAUCUCACUUCCCCUUCAGUUUUCAAAUGGCUGCAAAACUUCAACACAACUCUCACUAGCAUUAACCUCUCAGAUAACCCCCACUUAGGAGGCCCCAUACCUGAAACAUUUCAAGAAAUGGAAUUUCUCCAGAGCUUGAAUCUUAGUUCAAACAAUUUCACAGGGGGCAUUCCCAAAUCUUUGGGGAAUUUGAGCCAUUUGACUUCUCUGGCAUUGAAUUUUAAUGAAUUGAAAGAACCCCUUCCUGAUUUACUUGAAAAGUUAUCAAAGCGGGCUGGGAAAUCGCUGCAGUUGUUGCGGUUAGAUGGCAAUAGACUCUUUGGUUCACUCCCGGAUAUUAGUACCCAAUUUCCAUUCUUGAGAAAGUUGAAAGCAUCAUAUAAUCACUUGAAUGGUUCAUUGCCGUCGAGCUUUGGAAGUCUUGAGGAACUAGACCUGGAAAGUAACGAGAUCUCGGGCUCAUUUCCAGACAUCAGAAAUCUUGGGAUUGUAUCCGGUCUUAGAGUUCUUGAUUUGAGCCAAAAUAACAUAUCAGGAACACUGCCAGAUUUAACACCAUUCCCAUCAAUGGAAGAGCUUCUUCUUUGUUUAAAUCAGUUGAGAGGUGUCUUACCUGAAAGCAUAGGCCAACUAUCCAAGCUUCAAAGUUUGGAUGUUAGAGCAAAUUCAUUUGAAGGGGUGAUGAAUGAAUCCCACUUUUUGAAGCUUUCCAACUUAAAACUGUUGAAACUGUCCUUCAAUUCAGGGCUAUCUUUCAACUUCAGCCCUGAUUGGAACCCUCCCUUUCAGCUAGAUGUCAUGCAUUUCACAAGCUGCAAAUUGGGUCCAAAAUUCCCAAAAUGGCUGCAAACUCAGAGUGGAUUCUCUGAGCUUUAUAUCUCCAAUACUGGCAUUUCUGAUACAAUGCCAAACUGGUUUUGGGACCUGUGUUCCAAAGUUGAAUACUUGGACUUGUCCAACAACAAGAUUGAAGGUGAACUGCCUAAUUUGUCAACCAAGUUUGGUGUUUUUCCAGAAAUUGAUCUUAGCCAUAACAAUUUCAGGGGUCCAAUACACUCACUCCCUCCAAAAGUCAAAUCCCUCUAUCUCUCAAACAAUAGUUUUGUGGGUUCAAUUUCUUUUGUCUGCAAAGUUAUCAAAUUUAUGUCUAUAGACCUCUCAGACAAUCAAUUCUCUGGAGAGAUUCCUGAUUGCUGGAAUCACCUCUCACCUCUAAACAAUCUCAAUCUUGCAAACAAUAACUUCUCUGGGAAAGUCCCUCCCUCUUUUGGGUAUCUCUAUUCUCUCAAAGCAUUGCAAUUGAGAAACAACAACUUCACUGGAGAAUUGCCAUCCUCAUUGCAGAACUGCACAUUACUGAGAAUUUUAGAUUUGGGGAGAAAUCAGCUGAUAGGGAGAGUCCCGUCAUGGUUUGGAACAUCACUAGUGGACUUGAUCAUUGUUAGCCUUAGAGAGAACCAGUUUUAUGGAGAUCUUCCUCUGAGUUUAUGUCAUCUUAACGACAUUCGUGUCUUGGAUCUUUCUCAAAACAGAAUUGCAGGAAGAAUUCCACAUUGCGUGAGCAACUUCACAUUUUUGAGUUUGACAAAGAGCUCCUAUGGAACCACCGAAGCAAGUAAUGUAUAUUUUGCCUUCCAAUAUGAUUCCUACAUAACCAACAUUUUGAUUCAGUGGAAAUACAAUGAGCAGGAAUAUAGUAGCCAAUUGAGACUCCUGAAAGUGAUUGAUCUUUCAAGCAAUCUACUGGCAGGAGAUAUUCCCGAAGAAUUUUCUAGUCUUCACGGAUUGAUUUCCUUGAACCUGUCAAGAAACCAUUUGACUGGGAAAAUCAUCCGGGAAAUAGGCCAGAUGGAAAUGUUGGAAUCUCUCGAUUUGUCUCAUAAUCAACUCUCCGGAGAAAUUCCAAUAAGCCUGGCUGGUUUAAGUUUUCUUCAAGUUCUUGACUUUUCCAACAACAACUUGUCUGGGAAAAUUCCAUCAAGCACUCAAUUGCAGAGUUUCAAUGCAUCUUCUUAUGCCCACAACAGUGGAUUGUGCGGUGAUCCACUCCCCCAGUGCCCUAGAAAUGUUCCAACACCCAAAAACAAAGAAGAAGAAGAUGAAGAUGAUGGGCUUAUUAUAACCCGGGGGUUUUAUAUAUCAAUGGCCCUGGGAUUCUCUCUUAGCUUCUGGGGAUUUCUUGUCACUUUGUUCCUCAAACACUCAUGGAGAUACGCGUAUUACAGGUUCUUAAAUGACUUCACAGACUGGGUUUAUGUGAUUUUCAAAGUUAAUUUGGUUAGACUGCAGAGGAAGCUUAAGCGCCGUGAAAUGUGA
This is a messenger RNA of Ipomoea triloba (trilobed morning glory), 3099 nucleotides long. Its product is annotated as receptor-like protein EIX1. The record is from RefSeq and is a predicted model, not a curated record. Gene Ontology annotation, molecular function: protein binding. Lineage: Eukaryota; Viridiplantae; Streptophyta; Magnoliopsida; Solanales; Convolvulaceae. The transcript has a single exon. The coding region runs from base 1 to 3099 and encodes 1032 amino acids.